AUAAUAACAAUGGCGGACACCGGAGUGCUUGCGUGGAUAUCUGUGAUCGUUUUCACCUGUUUGACACUUUCUAGGGCGAACCAGUAUGCCCGAGGAUGGGGUGAUAACAUUGAGUGGGUCAGUCUAGAAGAUGGAUUGGCAAAAUCUAAGGCAGAGAACAAACCACUGAUGCUUCUUAUUCACAAGUCUUGGUGUGGUGCUUGCAAAGCCUUAAAACCUAAGUUUGCAGAAACAAAAGGAAUUAUUUCACUCAGUAAACAGUUUAUUAUGGUGAACACAGAGAAUGAAGAAGAACCUUCAGACAAGCAGUACAGUCCAGAUGGUGGAUAUAUACCAAGGAUCCUUUUCUUAGACCCUGAAGGGAAAGUCCGGAAGGAGUUCAUCAAUGAAGCUGGGAAUGACCGCUACAAAUACUACUAUCCUGAUACAGAAGGCAUUGUGGCAUCCAUGCAAAAUGUGAUCGAGGCAGUGGAGGAUGGGAAAUUCUCAGCAGGAAAAAGUAAAACAGAACUAUGAUUAGGUCACGUAGUUCAGCCUGGCUGUAUGCAGGGUCCAGUAGCUACUUUGGGUUACAUGUCAAACUGGACCUUGUACUUUCAUCUAGGACAUUAAAUUUCAAACACAUUUCUUAAAAUCAGAUAAAAAUAUAAAGCGUCUUUAGUGUUUUUAAGGCCAGAACUUUUCUUUUUUUCUUUUUCUUGUUUUGUGGAUUAACCUGCCAUACAUUUCACAAAAUUUAUUACAUCCACAGACAAAAUACUAUGGUUUGAUGAAUAAAUAUUUAUAUCUAA
Molecule: messenger RNA, 791 nt
Organism: Haliotis rufescens (red abalone)
Lineage: Eukaryota; Metazoa; Mollusca; Gastropoda; Lepetellida; Haliotidae
Product: thioredoxin domain-containing protein 12-like
Exons: 7
Coding region: 10-516 (168 amino acids)
Cellular component (GO): endoplasmic reticulum
Source: RefSeq, a predicted model, not a curated record